Molecule: messenger RNA, 1700 nt
Organism: Ostrea edulis (European flat oyster)
Lineage: Eukaryota; Metazoa; Mollusca; Bivalvia; Ostreida; Ostreidae
Product: leucine-rich repeat-containing protein 73-like
Exons: 4
Coding region: 436-1641 (401 amino acids)
Molecular function (GO): protein binding
Source: RefSeq, a predicted model, not a curated record
AUCAUAACUGUACAUGUUUACAAAUAUGUAGGCCUACUGUAAUCAUGUAUGUUAUAUGCUCAAAAGGGGCCCCGAUUUGGAAUUAAUAUUCAAUUCACAUGUAAGUGUUAGCUCAUCGUCACUGAUCCGCUCCACAUCUAGAUCUAGGCCUGUGAUCAGUCUGAUUUCAGACUGGGCCUGUGAUCUUGGGAAGAUGGGAUAGCCGUUGUUUAUAAGGUAUAAAGAGUUUCUGAUAUAUGAACAAACUUUUGUAGACACAAGAUUGAGAGAGUUCAGUAAACAAGAUGCGGGACUUAUUAUAUAUUUAUAUGACAGAUAGGUAAAUGGUAUAUUAGCCAAUCAGAAUCGAGUAAAUAUUUCAUAUGCGGGACUGUAUUGUUGUGAUUAGUUUCACUUCGGAAGCCUCAGUCCAGGUAGGUGUGUACAGCUAAUAUCAUGAAGGGGACUAUUGAGUUCAGCCAUGUGAUUAUUUCGGACGAAAACGUCAAAGAAAUUUGUGAUGCAGCUAAUGGAGAAAAACUGAAGACGCUUUCGUUGCGUGAUUGUGAAAUAGACGGAACGAUGUACAACUCUAUUUUGAAGGCAGUCGGAGCUUGCAAGUCAAUUUUGCAGCUAAGUUUAUGUGUUGGCAUGGUAAAAACUAAGAAGGACGUUUCAGCACUUUGUAAGUGCUUACAGAAGAACAGAUCCCUGCUUGCAUUAUUCAUUCAUGGUAAUCCCCUGAAAGACUCUGGGAUGCAAAGAAUUUGUAGAGAAAUGGCACAGCAUCCUCACAUUGUUUCCCUUGAUGCCAGUGAUUGUGAGUUAACUGACCAGUCUAUGGAGGACAUAUGUAAUCUGCUACCAAAGAUGGGAACAAAAUCAGGUUUGAAAGACCUUUCCUUAAGUGCAAAUCCAGGAAUUUCUCAGAAGUCCUGGGGAAAAUUUGGUGUUUCCCUGGCAGCCAACAGCAAUCUUAGAGAGCUGUAUCUGGAUUAUAACAAUCUUGGAGACUAUGCAGCCAGCUGUAUUGUGGUAGGCCUAUCUGGAUCUCAGAAUCUUCAGGUCCUUGAUUUAGAAGGCACCAACAUCAAUGGUUCUACAGCAGAGUUGAUUCAACAUUUACUGAAAAAUUUUCCCACUCAACUACGCAAAGUUGUACUCAAGGAAAACAAAAUAAACAGCAGCAUCAUUGAGAAAAUUUCUUCUUGUUUGGAGGAAAGUGAUGACAUUUCCGACACAUUUAGUAUUGAGUCAAUGAAACUUAAGACCAAAUCGUCUGGCAAAACUUUCAAGUCCAAGUCCUCCACACAGAAAAGUUCUACUCUUAAAGACGGUACGAGAGAGGAAGCUUCAUCUUCAGAUGAUGACAGAGAGAAAGAAGAAGAGAGUGAUAUGAAAGACACAGUGAAAACUGAUGAAGAUUAUCGUGUGCUAGAAAUGGCCCUGGAGGAGGGAUUGAGCACAGGGAAGAUCAGUGCCCUGUCUGGCACCAUGGAGGAUGACGAUAUUGAAGAAGAACUAACAGAAGUUCCUUUGACAUCAUCCAAUCAUGUGAUAAGAUUCACAGAGAACAAACCACUGACUUACUCGGCUGAGGAAUUUCCUGAUGAUGGAGAUGAACUUAAAGAAGUACCAGUGUUACAACUUGUCACUGUUUGACAUUUCCACUCUCUAAACUGAUUGUAGUGUCUUAAUAAAUGUUCUUCAUACCAGUGAAA